Brachypodium distachyon (stiff brome) is the source of this 1349-nucleotide messenger RNA. RefSeq names its product cell wall protein IFF6-like. The transcript has a single exon. Lineage: Eukaryota; Viridiplantae; Streptophyta; Magnoliopsida; Poales; Poaceae. The record is from RefSeq and is a predicted model, not a curated record. The coding region runs from base 346 to 1050 and encodes 234 amino acids.
CCGCCCACCACACACGUACGCCGGCGCCGGCCAGGAGCACGAUCUCCUUGCAUGCAUGAUCGAUGUGCGUUGAAUUCCCACACUAAAAUGGCACGGGCGUACGGCUCCCAGCCACACAUAUACCAGGGCUAAUCCAGAGCAAACACGCGCAAGAUUCAACCAUGUAUGCCACUUCGAUCCUGUGACAGCCUUAUCAUCUCUCGCCAGCACACAGCCUCUCGCUCUCGUCGACCUUAUAUAUUCAAACCAGUAUUUUUCAAACUCUCGCAUCACCUAUCCACACACAGAAUCUCUGGCAGAGAUCAUCGAUCACUAAUUAGCUGUUGAGAUAGACAAGAUACUACAAUGGUUAGCACUAAGGCCAUUGCUUUCGUAGCUGUAGUUGUCUGUGCUGCGUCGCUUGCCCCGGUGGGUGAGAGCCGCUCUGCGCGGAAGGACCUUGGUAUCAACCUUGGAGGCCUUGGUGUUGGAAUUGGUAUCGGGUUGGGUGCGGGUGGUUCAGCUUCUGGCUCAGGCUCCGGUUCAGGUUCUGGCUCCGGCUCGGGUUCUAGCUCUGGUUCAGGGUCGGGUUCCGGCUCUGGCUCAGGUUCAGGAUCAGGAUCCGGGGGUCUAGGCCUUGGACUUGGUGUUGGAGUUGGUAUUGGCCUAGGUGGUGGUGGUUCUAGUUCCGGAUCCGGUUCUGCAUCCGUCUCUGGCUCCGGAUCAAGCUCAGGGUCCAGUUCUGGGUCGGCGUCGGCUUCUGGGUCAGGCUCGGGCUCGGCCUCGGUCUCGGGAGGAGGUGUCGGGCUUGGUCUUGGAGCUGGACUUGGCAUUGGGUUGGGUGGUGGUGGUUCUAGUGCGAGUUCUGGGUCAGGCUCAGCAUCGGCUUCUGGCUCUGGGUCGGGAAGUAGCUCGAGCGCAGGGUCUUCAGCUGGAUCAACUGCGGGAUCUUCGACAGGAUCCAAUGCUGGGUCGUUCGCUAGCUCUGCUGCGGCUUCCGGUUCAAGUGUGGGGUCUAGUGCAGAAUCAAGUGCGGGUUCCCAAGCUAGAAGUGUGCAAGGCGGCCAUUGACGUGGGCUAUGGUGACGAUCUAGCUCUCUAAUGAUCUUGUUAAACUGUUCUGUUGUAAAGAGGUCUUGUUUGGUAUUAGUGUAUUUUUCAGUCACUUGAGUUUUGGUAUUUGAGCGGUUUUGGUGUUCAUUAAAAACUGAAGUGUUUGUGGAAAAAACUAGACAUAAUCCCCUCCAAAUCUUUCCUACCAAACAACCAUUUCGAGUUUUUAGUACUUUUCAAUUUGGAGUAGAUAAUACCUUAAAAAAGGGCCUAAGGAUUUCUACUUGGCAGCGGCAGUGCAUGCUAUUAUUAAAGUA